This is a messenger RNA of Lipotes vexillifer (Yangtze River dolphin), 675 nucleotides long. NCBI's taxonomy places the organism in Eukaryota, Metazoa, Chordata, Mammalia, Artiodactyla, Lipotidae. The record is from RefSeq and is a predicted model, not a curated record.
AUGCUGCCAACUUCGCCAAGUGCAUCAGACCAAGUCCGCUUUGUGCUGGGGACUCUGGUUUACCUGGAUACUGUGGUGCCCAGAGGACCCCUGGAAGUGAGGGUACGAGUGAUGGCAGGGAUGCUGAGUCAGCAGCUCGGUGGUGCUGACAUCCCCAAGGGAGACCCUGAUUACCCACCUCACGUCUACGCAGAGGAGGGCAAGUGUGAACGAGUAGAGACCCGCAGUUCUCUCACCUUCUCCGAACAUGACCUGUCACCCGACUUGCUGGACUCUUUGGGGCCAAAGCCUGCUCCACUUGAAGAAAUAUAUUCUGAGUCAGGUGCCAGCUGGGAUGGCCCAGCCAGCGUCUGUGACCAGGUCGUGUUUCUCCUCUGGCCCCCGGUCCCUCACACCGCCCCUCAAGUGGCACUGGGGAAGUAUGCCCCCUCCUGGCUUGUCUGCCUACCCAGCCCGCUGCAGGCCAGCCUUCUGGGGGACUCACUGGAGCUGGAGGAGCCGCUGGUCCCAUUGCUGCCCCAGGACAAUCAGACAGCCCAGAGACUUCUCUCCUGGCCAAGCCUGACCUGGAACCUAGAGCAAAGAGAAUGUGGGAGAUGUAAGUCCCGCUCAGAUGCACCGAGGCCGGGCAAGGUUCUCACGCUCGGCAGUCGCCAGGGCCAGGCGGUGCUGUGA